CUGCAGGAACACUCACAAAACAUGUGGUUGACAUUCACUUUCUGCAGUUCUAUUUUAAAAGGGGUUCUUUAGGAUGUCCUUGUGUAAUUGACGAAGACGAGACAUUGGGAAAAACUAUUUAAACUACUUUAAAAACGUCCUUCAAAACACGUGACUCCUGCCGUACAAAACACGCAAAUGUCAUCAUUUGAUUCAACACCGAACACGCCCCAAUUAACGCAUCCACUGAUAGGAUGCACCAACUCACGUUUCCAGAUAUCUCACUUUACUAAUUACGAGUCGGUGUAACACCGGUAGACUUAGCAUAAUUUACAACAGUCAACAGCAUUAGCUGCUGCUGCCGGUAGCCACUCGAGAUCCUGCCGUAAAUCUUUCCACCGCCGACGGAAAGGUACUCAAACGCGAUGUGUCCUGUCCGUCAAUCGUACGGCGGACAUCUCCCGACAUGGAUCUCACUCUACCGGACGCCGGCUGGACGGUAUGUCUGUUCACGCUGGGCCUGACCAGCACGCUGGGCGUUUCGAUCCCGGCCGGGUUCAACAUCGGGGUUAUCAACGCCCCGGCGGAGUACAUCCAGCGCUGGAGUAAGGCGACGAUCCUGGACCGUUACGGAACGGUGCUGUCGGCGGACGGGGUUAAGACUCUCUUUACGGUGGUUGUUUCGAUAUCGCUGAUUUGCGGAGUUUUCGGAUCGCUGGGAGGGGCAGUGUUGGCGGAUAAGAUCGGUCGGAAGAGGUCAUACCUGUUGUGUGGAGUGCUGCAUACGGUUGGGGGGGUUUGCUUUCUGGUGUGUCGAGCGUUGUCCUCGAUCGAGCUGUUGUUGGUGGGUAGGGCGAUUAUAGGGUUGGCCGCCGGGUUGACGACCAGCGUUCUGCCGAUGUACCUCUCGGAGGUAGCGCCAACGAAGCUACGAGGCACGCUCAGUAGUCUCGUGGGAUUGGGACUGACGGCUGGGGUAGUUGUCGGGCAAAUUACUAGUUUGGAACAGGUGCUGGGCACGGUUGAACACUGGCACUACGCAUUGGGAUUCUUUGCCGUGCUGAACCUGUUUUGCUACCUGCCGUAUCCGUGGAUGCCGGAGAGUCCAAAGUUUCUGUACAGUGUCCGGAGUGAUCCGGAGGGUGCUCUGCGCGAGAUUCGACGAAUCUUCGGACAUGAAGCAAUUGGGGAUGACUACGUGAAGUUACAGAUGGUCAACGGGGGAUCCAAUCAGAACUUGAAGCUGGCAAUGGAAGAGAAUAGUACGUCAACGCGAUCGAUGUGGUCGGUGCUGACGGAUCCAACGCUGAGGUUACCACUGAUUUUGGUAUGCGCGUUGAUGGGAGGACAACAGUUGUCCGGAGUCAACGCGGUAUUCUUCUACUCGGUUUCGAUCUUUGAAUCGGUCGGAUUGAGUACGACAGCAGCCAAGUUCGCCAAUCUUGGCGUUGGAUGUCUGAACCUGUUCGUGUCCUUCUUCACGCCAUACCUGAUGGGAAGAUUCAAUCGACGACCGCUGAGUCUGCUAUCUUGUUUCUUCUGCGGCGUAUUCCUAUUCUGCCUGGCUUUCGUACUACACCUUAAGGACGCUGUUUCUUGGUUCGGCUACGCGUCGAUCGCCUCAAUCCUGCUCUACAUCAUCGUGUACCAAAUCGGAAUCGGACCGAUCCCCUUCUUCAUUGGGUCCGAGCUGUUCGAGCUCGGUCCGCGACCCGCUGCCAUGGCCUUCGGAAGCAUUUCCUCCUGGGGCUGUAGCUUCAUCGUCGGUAUGCUGUUCCCGGCCAUCCAGAGCAUCUGGGGUGCGUUCGUGUUCAUGCCCUGCUCGAUUGCGUGCUUCGUGCUGACCAUUCUGGUGCAGUUUUACCUACCGGAGACCCGCGGCCGACAAGUGUCCGAUGUGGCGGCACUGGUAUCCAAAGGGUUCCGCUCGAAAGUGCUGUAGAAGUGAAGUUGGUGGUGCUCGAACGUAAUAAAACGAUUUUGUUGUCAAAGUA
Culex pipiens pallens (northern house mosquito) is the source of this 1973-nucleotide messenger RNA. RefSeq names its product solute carrier family 2, facilitated glucose transporter member 3-like. The record is from RefSeq and is a predicted model, not a curated record. Gene Ontology annotation, cellular component: membrane. The coding region runs from base 446 to 1921 and encodes 491 amino acids. Gene Ontology annotation, molecular function: hexose transmembrane transporter activity. Lineage: Eukaryota; Metazoa; Arthropoda; Insecta; Diptera; Culicidae. The transcript has 3 exons. Gene Ontology annotation, biological process: monosaccharide transmembrane transport.